AUGGCGGCAGCCCAGGGCACCAGGGAGCACACGGCGUAUGCGCCCGGCAAGAUAGUCCAGGGCAUGUUGGAAGCAUCGACGGAGAUAGAGUUCACCCACGGCUCGUCGGGGAAGCUGCACGUCAUUAGUGACAAGGUCCAGCAGCGCAGCAUCUUCCGCCCGGACUUCAACUUCGAAGAGCUGGGCAUCGGGGGCCUAUCGAAGGAGUUCGGGAAUAUCUUCCGCCGUGCAUUCGCUUCGCGGGUCUUCCCGCCCCACAUCGUCCGGGACCUGGGCAUCAACCACGUCCGUGGCAUGCUGCUGUACGGCCCGCCCGGCACGGGCAAGACUCUGAUCGCCAGGCAGCUGGCCAAGUUCCUGAAGGCGGCCGAGCCCAAGAUAGUCAACGGUCCCGAGAUGAUGAACAAGUACGUGGGGCAGUCGGAGGAGAACAUUAGGAACCUUUUCGCCGAUGCCGAGAAGGAAUACAAGCAGCAGGGCGAUAACUCGCAGCUCCACGUGAUCAUUUGCGACGAGUUUGACUCGAUGUGCAAGGCGCGAGGGUCGACGGGCGAUAGCACAGGAACCAAUGACAGCAUGGUCAACCAGCUUCUGUCCAAGAUCGAUGGUGUCGACUCCCUGAACAACAUCCUUCUCAUCGGCAUGACCAAUCGAAUAGAUCUUAUUGACGAAGCAGUGCUGAGGCCAGGGCGGCUGGAGGUUCAUGUGGAGAUUAACCUGCCCGACGAGAAUGGCCGCGUCGAGAUUCUGAACAUUCAUACCAAAACUGCCCGGGCGAAAGGCUACCUGGACAGCGCGGUCUCCAUACCCGCACUCGCUGCGAAGACAAAGAAUUUUUCCGGUGCCGAACUGGAGGGUUUCGUCCGUGCAGCCACCUCGUACGCCAUGAACAAGAGAGUGAAUUUCCAAGACGUUGCCAAGUCGAAGGACAUGGGCUCCGUGCUAGUCACCAAUGAAGGCGGGACGCCUUUUUCCGUCGGGGACAAGGAAAGCUUAUGUCGUUGUGCAGUUAUCGUCUUGGCGUAG
Prorocentrum cordatum is the source of this 1026-nucleotide messenger RNA. The record is from the annotation of a GenBank genome assembly. NCBI's taxonomy places the organism in Eukaryota, Dinophyceae, Prorocentrales, Prorocentraceae.